Diaporthe batatas is the source of this 2968-nucleotide messenger RNA. RefSeq lists its product as uncharacterized. The transcript has 3 exons. The record is from RefSeq and is a predicted model, not a curated record. Lineage: Eukaryota; Fungi; Ascomycota; Sordariomycetes; Diaporthales; Diaporthaceae. Bases 1410 to 2723 code for a protein of 437 amino acids.
CAGCUCCUCGUCCUGGCUUCCUUGCUUCUGGGUGAGCACGCGCGUAGUAAUCCAUACCAAAAUUCCUUGCGGCUGCGCAGCCAUUGCGCGCCGCUUUGCUUACUUAUUCAUUGCGGCCCCCGAGCCGGCCCAUAUCCACACCCCCUUCUCAGAUAUUCCCACCACCUUUCACUGAGCCGCCGGACGGGUGGUGGCCGCAUCCCGUUGUUUCUGAAUAGAGAGAGAGAGAGUGUGUGUACCACCUCUUUCCCAAUUGUGCGCUCUUACACCCCGAGCCACCUCGGCCUCUUCGUCUUCCUCAGCUCGUGGAACUACCAGUUGAAGUAGAUGCGCAGCUGGCUAGUCCGCGCAACACGCACUUGGAUGUGUAGAAAAGGCCACCAACUCGCCUAACCGCCUGGUUGCCUUGAAACAGCAUGACCUAAUAAUGGCAAAAGGGAACAACCCCGAACCUUCCCCCGUCCCCCUCCUAAUCUUGCCCGCACUCACUCUCCUCGGUGUCCACGAGACCCGACCAACAAACUCCGCCUUGCUCGCGGUGGAGGCUUUGCUCGAGUGUCCCCCCCCCCCCCGCCCCCACCCCUUCUCAUCCGCGGGAUGAAGUCACAAUUGUUGAGAGCAUGACCACCCAUCAUGAAGCCUCUCGCGCCUCUCUUGACUCCCAAGCGAGGGGCCUGCCGGGUAUACCCGAGUCACACUUUUGCAGUCCCCGCCUACUAUCUACUCACCGGGAGGUACAAGGCGGAUUUUCCUGAUGGCCCUCCUCAACAGGCCACAGGCUCAGCCCACCGCUCAGCCCACGAGGCCAAAUGAUGAGGAGUUCGUCCCUGUGCCGGAGACGGUGUCAUACCUUCCCACACUUGGCAAGUCAAGCCCCAAAGUGCUGGAAUGGGUGUGUACGUCACAGCCCUUUGCCCGGAGGUACCAAGAUAGCCGCCGCCCCUCGGAUCCAACUCACAGGCGCCUGCCUGUUGCAUGUGUUACUCACUGGAAGCAUCUGGAAGUGACGCCGACCCCCAAAGCCACGAUGGAGGAUCUGAGGUAUGGUGACACGGGUUGCCUCUUGGAGGGCCUGCGUGGUUUGCCCUGACUGAUACCUGCUUCCGGGCCUGAGUAUAUCAGAGCAGGGAGGGGCCCAACAGGUUGCCUGGCUCCUGUGGUUGGUUUCUUGAGCAAGAAAGAGUCACCGUGCCGGCCAUAUCUUUGACAACAUCUCACACAUGAUUCUUUCAUCCUAACGGUAGACCGUAUUGUGAAACAUUAUACCUGUCUACUCAACGAUCCCACUCAGCCGAGUUUCCCACCAUCCAACCUCAAUAAUCUCGACUUGUCACAAGAAGAUAUAUAUCGAGACUCCACCCAAGGUUCCCAUCCGGGCCUUCGACUGAGGAGAACUAGUACAUACCAUCAUGGCUCCUAAAAGACCUUGUCACCAGCGCGGGUGUGGAGCAAAACGGGUUCGCAAGACGUACAGAGGCGACAAACAUUAUUCACACUACUGCCAGGACCACACGUGCCAAUGGAUAGCCGACACCAGCUCCGGCCACUUGCUGUUCUGUCCCACACCAAGAGAGCCCCACCUCAAGUGCUGUGCCGUCCAUGGGAAGUGUAGGGUCCAAGGCUGUAUGCGCCAGGCGCCACGGGACGUUGAUGCAAACCGUCUUCCGUGGAUCUGCUCUGAACAUCAAUUAGAGGAGAUGCGCGAAAAGAUCCGCCGGGAAGAAGAGGAAAAGCGACGAGCCGAGGAAAGCAAGAGAAUGAAAGAAGAAGAGAGAGAGAUACGGCGCCAAGACCGACGCAUGCGCCGCGACCACUACAUCCGGGAGGAGGUCAGAAGAAGGCUGGCAGAGCUCGAGAUCCGACGGGUCGCGGAGCAGAACGCGGAAGAACGCCGCCGCCGGGCACAACGGGAAGAAGAAGACAGGCGGAAGCGAGAGUUCGACGAGCGCGUAAAGCUGGAGGUCGCAAAGCUGGAGGCGGAGCGCAGAGAGCGCGAGGACAAGAAGCGGCGUGAGGACGAGCGGCAACAAGCUCACGACAAGGACGUCGCCGACCGAACCAGGCGCGAGAUGCGGGAGAAGGCAGAGGAAGAAAGGCGGAAGGCGGAAGACCAGAAGAGAGCCGAGCAGAGGAUCAGGGACGAGAUGAGAUUGGAGGCUGAGCUAAAUCGGCAUGAGGAGGAGCGAAAAGAGCGCCAGCGCAAGGCGGAGAUCGCCCACGAGGUCGAGGUGGAGCUCAUGAAGGACCGGGAAAGAAGGGAGGCGGAAGAUCGUCGGAGGGCAGACGAGCAGCGACACGAUGGUGAAGUCUAUGCGAGGGGCGUCGAGGAUGCAAGGAGGGCUGUCCGAGAAAACGAAGCCCGGAUCAAUGCUGAGGUGGACGAAAUGUGGAGGACCCGAAGGCAACAACUCGACAGGGAGGCUGAGGAGCGCCAGCAGGAGGAGGACCGUCGGCGGAAUCGUGAGCGGGACCGUCAGCGGGAUCGCGAGGAGCGGGAACGUGAGCAGGAACGUGAGCGGGAACGUGAGCGGGAUCGGGAGCGGGAGCGGAGGCGGGAUCGGGAGCGCGAUCGCGAGUGGGAUCGCGAGUGGGAGGCAGGAAAUCGACGCUCAGGUGAUGACUGGCGCCGCUUUCGAGUCACUACCGAGUAUUGUCGGUGCAACGAACCUCCGGCUCGAUGCCGGUGUGAGGACCCCUUCCGCCCUAGAGGGUGUCGAUACUAGGAUGCCCUCCCAUGCUACUGGCACCAAGCAUGGACGGUAACGCUGGUUACGGGGACAACAAGGAAGCGCUGAUUAGAGGGGGUAUUCACAGUGUGAUCGUGGUUUAUGGCUAGGCGUUACGAAGGCGUUACCAAACUCUGUUUUUGUCGCAUCAGUCACAUGUUGCGGCUCGGCACCAGACAUAGCAAUGUUUUAAUAUCGUCGGAAAGUUACAUAGGACGACUAAAUUGAACUAAAUCUGACCA